Ipomoea triloba (trilobed morning glory) is the source of this 1488-nucleotide messenger RNA. RefSeq lists its product as uncharacterized. Lineage: Eukaryota; Viridiplantae; Streptophyta; Magnoliopsida; Solanales; Convolvulaceae. The record is from RefSeq and is a predicted model, not a curated record. The transcript is spliced from 11 exons. The coding region runs from base 59 to 1237 and encodes 392 amino acids.
CAGAGUAUAAAGAAGACGGGGAGCGACUUGAACGAGAGUUCAAAGGCGGCCGAGAGUGAUGGAGGUUCCGCCACAAAGGAGGUCCCCUGCCGAACUACGGAGCUGCAUAGAAGAGCUCCUGAGGUUCACUCUCAAAUCCUCCGUCGACGGCAUUUCCGAGGUCGACAUGGGUCUCUCCAAAGACUAUUGCGCCAACCUACUCAAACACGACCCUUCCAAUACCUUACCCAUUUCCACCGAUAUCUCUGAAGGAGUCCCAUGUUAUCCUCUAUACAAGCAUCUAGCUGCGUCCUUGCACCAGUCUAUUCAAUCUGGAACCAUCUCUAGGUCAUGCAAUAGACUUCCAGUAAUGCGUGAAGCCGAUUUUACGCACCAAAUGGAAGAGGAAUGUAAUAAUCUUGUAAGGGAAAAAGGUUCCCAGUUGCAGAAUUUGCUGGAUACCUGUGAUUUUGAUCUUCAUGUUCAGGAGCCUUUCUUCUCUCAACUGAAAAAUGGAGAAAAAACAAUUGAAGGGAGGUGUGCUGUUGGUGACCACAAGAAUAUUGCGGUUGGUGCUUUCAUUCUUCUUAACAAGUGUCUGGUUCUCCAAGUUGAGAAAGUUUGUCAUUAUUCUUCAUUCUGUAAGAUGUUAGAGGUGGAGUCUCUCUCAAAGGUCCUUCCUGGAGUGAAAACCACUGACGAAGGUGUUAAAGUCUUUAGAAACUUAUACUCUGAAGAGAAGGAAAAAUUGAAUGGUGUUCUUGCUAUUUGUGUUACGAAACCAGUUUUACAGCCUUACCUUUCUAUGGCCUCCAUAAUAUCAGGUAUGGGCUAUAGGGGUGUCCAGGCACUUCUAAAUUUUGCACAAACAGUUGGAACGAUUCCUGAGGGACUCCCACCUCCUACAUCUACCCUAAUAUCAUCAUUUUUAUUACCGCAUAAUCCAAAUGUUAAAGGCUCUAGAUUGACUGAUGGAGCCAGGGCGUUAGCCAAGCAUGCCAACAGGAGCAGCUCAAGAUAUUGGGGAAGUUUAUCCGGAAAUGAUGCAAGUAAAAAUAUUCAUGCCCUGGAUGUUAUUACUCGGUUAAUAAAUCACUGCUGCUGGCUCAACAUACAUGUUGUUCCACCACAUGGUGUUGUUUUUGAGAUACGUGUGGCUGAUGGCUAUGGGGCGAGGUGGUCUGAAGAUGGAAGUAAGUUCCUUGGAUUUCUUGAACCAUAUAUGGUGGAUGGCCAUUCAAAGGGAUGGAGGCACUGAAUCAGUUCAAAUGACAAUUGUUCUUUGAAUUGUUUUAUACCAAGCAUAAUGAACUGUAUAUAAAUCGUAUGGAUCUUGUUAAUUUAGUUUCAGGUUUGAGCUUCUGUAUAUAUGGUUUAUGCAGAGAGAGUAGUGCAAGAAGAGGAUAGAAAGAAGUGUAUGAACAGAGUGAAAAGUAACUGACCGAAACAAGCACUGGGAAGUCUAAACCAUUAGUAUCAGAAUGAUAAUUCAAAUCAAAUAUCUGAUAA